This is a messenger RNA of Myotis brandtii (Brandt's bat), 1476 nucleotides long. RefSeq names its product PR domain zinc finger protein 2-like. NCBI's taxonomy places the organism in Eukaryota, Metazoa, Chordata, Mammalia, Chiroptera, Vespertilionidae. Gene Ontology annotation, biological process: regulation of transcription by RNA polymerase II. Bases 64 to 579 code for a protein of 171 amino acids. Gene Ontology annotation, cellular component: nucleus. The record is from RefSeq and is a predicted model, not a curated record. The transcript has 4 exons. Gene Ontology annotation, molecular function: histone methyltransferase activity; protein binding; RNA polymerase II transcription regulatory region sequence-specific DNA binding.
GGCUCAUGUAAUCAAAGAAGUUUUUGUUGUGUGUAUCUUUUCAGAACACAACAGGAAUUGAAAAUGAAUCAGAACACUACUGAGCCUGUGGCAACCGCUGAGACCCUGGCCGAGGUACCCGAACAUGUGCUCCGAGGACUUCCCGAGGAAGUGAGGCUUUUCCCAUCUGCUGUUGACAAGGCCCGGAUUGGUGUCUGGGCCACUAAACCAAUUUUAAAAGGCAAAAAGUUUGGACCAUUUGUUGGUGAUAAGAAAAAAAGAUCUCAGGUUAAGAAUAAUGUGUACAUGUGGGAGGUAUACUAUCCAAAUUUGGGAUGGAUGUGCAUUGACGCCACCGAUCCAGAGAAGGGGAACUGGCUGCGAUAUGUGAAUUGGGCUUGUUCAGGAGAAGAGCAAAAUUUAUUUCCACUGGAAAUCAACAGGGCUAUUUACUAUAAGACUUUAAAGGUAAGAGUGUUAGAAUUAGUCUCUGUUACUCUGCAUGCAUUUUUGCAAAUACCGUCCUUAGCUGUGACUGACAGUAACAACUUUGCAGACUUUGAAAGGAUUAUAUUUGAAAGUGGUUCAUCAACACAUUGAAGGUCUGCGUUUUUAAAUAUCCGGUUGCCACCGCUUCAUGUGCACAAGAGCACUGAAGCAUGAAGAUUGUGUCAAGUAAUUACUUGCUGCAUCUUUAUAGAUACUGAGGAGCUAAGUGUGUGGCAGCUACUUCCCUCCUCCUAAGAUACAGAUGCAUUAGGAACUGUCUGACAGGCUGAUUUAUACAAUGUAGGAAACCACCAAUAGCUCUGGUAGUUCUGUGCUAACUGAAAACAAUCUUGGUCUUCAGUGUAAUGUAGCCUUGGAUUAGGUUUUUCCUAAAUUUUAUUCAGAAUUGGGAUUAAGUAGAACAUGUUUCUUCCUUUGUGAAAUUUUUAUUUGGAGACAUUCAUUGCUGAGAUGAAAAGAAGAAGAAAGUAAUUUUUUAGGGUUUGAGGUGAGGUCACAGGUCACUGAAUACAUCAGGGAAGUUAGUAUUAGGAAGCAUUGAGUGUGGCUGCAUUUCUGCAAGAAGCAGGCCCCUGUCUGUCUCUUGUCACUUCUCUCUGAAUGCAAAUCUGCACUGGUCCUGCAUGGACAAGUUCUCGAAGGCGGAGUCUUGAGGCUCUAAAGAUAGAUGAUGGUUGCUUUUUGGAAUAGAUAUGUUUGCUGAAAUUGUUGUAAGGCAAAUUUCUCUUUAUUUACUGACUUCUAUUAAAAAUGUCAUGGAUUAGGGGGACAGUCUAUGAAAAAAUUAUCUCCAUGACAUCAAAAACUCUAGUUGAGCAAGCAUUUAGGAUCAUGGUCAGUAUUGUGGCAGGCUGGGUUUUGCCUGUCUGGUAGCACUAGGGCUUCUGGAAGUUUAGUGAGCAUAGCUGCUUAAUUUUCCUGUCAUUUUUAGACAAUUGGAUUGUCCUCUGCCUCAUACAUAGCCACAUUCUUGCUUCCAGUCCCUGU